UGUGUCCCUAGAAGGGACUCUACAGGAAGAUUAACACUGUCCCUCCCUCUGUGAUCUCCAGCCUGCCACAUGGAUGGCUAAUUCACAAACACAGGGUUUUGCUUCUCUAAAUCUCAUUAUAUACCACGUUGUUUGCAGGGUUGUAACAGCUAAAGCGGAGUCUGCCCUGCACCCAAGAAAGGAUUCAUAUGAUCAUUAAUGUUUAUUAUACCUCAAAGGAGAAAAUGCAACACAUUUAGAUUUGAAGAGACUUCAGUAUAUUAAUGUGUCUGGUGCAAACAGCUGAUGGUGGGUACUGAAGGCUCCCCGGCAGUUUGGAAUCUGUAAAUCAGAAUGGAGGGGGACAUUCAGAAUGUGCGUCAACAAAAGCUGGACCACCAGCGAAACCUAUUUGAAAAGAAGCAGAGAAGAAAGCGAGAAGAGCCGCUCAUGUUCCAAGCAAACCCAGAAGCCAUGGCCAAGCCUAAGCGCAAACAGAAGACUGAAGAUCAGACGCCUCUGGUGGAGUCCUGCAGUGUUUCCAGUAUUUAUAUGGGUGCCAACAACCCUUCAAUGUCAGAGGAACAUUUGGGCUCUUCUCCCACUGGGCUUGAAGCUCAGCCAGAUGGCAAUACAAGCAACACCGAUGAACAAGACUACUCCGGUGAAGACAUAGAGGAAACAAUCCUUGAAGACACCCAACCCCUCAAUAAUAAGGAGCAUCCGGUCACAGCCAGACCAAGGCAAAAAAACAAGACAAAGACUGGAAAAUGGGACUUGAAAGAAAGCAAAACAAAGGCACAGACAGCCUCAUGCAAGAGUUCAAAGAAGUCAAAAUCACCUCCUUCUAAAGAUGCCGAGAAGGAAAAUACACCACAGGAGAAAGGUUUGGAUGAUGUAAGUGCUUUCCAUGAUGAGGUACAAGAAAUGCACACUGAUUUGUCCUUCCCUGUACAACACUCAAGCGAAGAGGAAGAAAGCUCAUUUUCUGUUGGGGACCGAAAAAUUCCACCGGCCCCUGUAAAAAAGCGUAAUAAGAAGAAAACGGCAAAGCCAGGGCACUCCAGAACGAAACGCUACGGCAGUGAAGAAAUUGAUGCACGAUUGGCAGAGGAGGAUGACUUUGAUGGAGAGUCAGAUAUUUUGAGUAGUGUUGUUUAUGCAAGACCUGUCUCUGCCUCAAGCAGGGAUGAAGAUACACACUUGACAGCAGCCAUUGAAACAGAUGACCUUGAAGGCUUUGCUUUGCGCCCAGCUCCCCAUAACAUGAUCCUUCAGUGCCGAAUUACCAGGGAUAAAAAAGGAGUGGAUAAAGGCAUCUACCCUACUUACUACCUUCACUUAGAGAGAGAUGAUGGAAAGAAGCUUUUCCUUAUGGCUGGAAGAAAGAGAAAGAAAUGUAAGACCUCAAAUUAUCUCAUCUCUGUGGAUCCCACCGACCUCUCCCGAGAUGGAGACAGCUUCAUUGGAAAAGUCAGGUCAAACAUGCUCGGUACCAAGUUUACCGUAUUUGACAAUGGAGUAAACCCAGAAACAAAGCCCUUUGUACAGGAGAGGGAAUCUCUCAGACAGGAGCUUGUGUCCAUAGGUUAUGAAACAAAUGUGUUGGGCUUCAAAGGUCCCCGGAAAAUGACUGUUAUUAUUCCCAGCAUGAAUAUGGAGGGGGAGAGAGAGUCCAUCCGACCACGGAAUGAACAUGAAACGCUACUUUCUAGAUUUCAAAACGGGAACACGGAAAACAUUAUAGUGCUGUACAACAAGCCACCGUCAUGGAACGAGGAGACCCAGUCAUUUGUGCUAAACUUUCACGGUCGUGUUACUCAGGCAUCAGUGAAGAAUUUCCAGAUUAUAUCUGCUGACGAUCCGGAAUACAUAAUCAUGCAGUUUGGCCGCGUAGCAGAAGAUGUGUUCACCAUGGAUUUCCAAUACCCACUGUGUGCGUUGCAGGCGUUUGCCAUUUGCCUCUCCAGCUUCGACAGCAAACUUGCCUGCGAAUAGAGUGAAUAUAUUAAAUUCGGAGAUGAUCGAUGUGUUUGUGUACCAUUUUUAUUUAAAGUGUGUAAUAUUAUCAUUAUUUCUGCCUUCCUCAGAGGUUUUAUAAAUAAAUCUGUUCUGUUCUUUUUCUCUA
This is a messenger RNA of Xenopus laevis (African clawed frog), 2107 nucleotides long. It is a transcript of the gene tulp2.L, whose product is annotated as TUB like protein 2 L homeolog. The transcript is spliced from 14 exons. The coding region runs from base 334 to 1977 and encodes 547 amino acids. The record is from RefSeq and is a predicted model, not a curated record. Lineage: Eukaryota; Metazoa; Chordata; Amphibia; Anura; Pipidae.